UUCGCUGCCCCGUGAGAGGCGGGGGCGGAGGCUUGAUCAGCGUCAGAAUCCACCAAUCACCGGCGGCCCAGCACUCAGGCCCGCCCCCUCGAUGUGUACAGUACAUUCCUCUCAGAGACGAAACGAAGUCACACGAAGAGAAGACGAGACGGAGAGUACACGACACCGUGUACUUUAUCAUGAUUCUACUUUACUAUACUCCAUACAUGAGGACUUUAUAUACGGAGAUUUUAUAUACGAGGAUACUUUAGAGACGAGGAUACUUCCUGAGGAUAUUUACAUCUGAGGAUACUUUACAUCUGAAGGUACUUUACACCUGAAGGUCCAUGUUGGGUCGUGGCGUGAAGCGGAAGUGGAGCUGCCUGGAGGAGCUGGAGGUGGAGAUGGCCCCGGCUGCAGUGACGGAGGAGAAGGAGCAGCGUGGGGAGGUGGAGCUCGUUGUGGCGCCGUCCAGAUCCGAGACGAACCACCUGCAGCAGCGGCAGCGGGUGCUCGGCCUCUGUCUGGAGAAGCUGCAGCGGUACCAGGUCGGGAUGGAGCUCAGCCUCCGCCGCUCGGUGCUGCUCAUCAACACGCUCCGGCAGAUCCAGGAGGACAUGCAGAGCGACGGGGCUGGAGCCGGCAGCCCGGACGCUCCCCUCCAAGGCGUCCACCCUGACUCUCGUCUUCUCAGGGAGGACGGGCCGGUCACAUGCCCGGGGUGUGCAGAGGGGGACAGGGACGACCUGCCUCUGUCUCCACCGCUGUCCCCUGAACUCUCCUCUCAGGAGGCAAACAGCUCGGCCAACCAGCAGAAACCCCCGCCCGCCACCACCAUCAGUGCUUUUAGUGAUGCAGUAAACGCCAUGGGCUACCUCAGCGACCUCACCCUGGACGACAUCUUUGAGGACAUUGACACGUCCAUGUAUGAGACCUCAGAUCUGCCUCCUGUCUGGUCGAGCAGCUCCUUGUGGCCCGUCAGCGUCUCCCUGUGGACGGACGAGGACGUGAAGAUGCGCUCGCCAGGCCACGGCUCACCAGGGAGUCUGAAUGAGCUGGACCACAUCAUGGAGAUCCUGGUGAAGUGCUGACCACCAGGAGGAAGUCCGGGACGUUUACGACAUUUGAUCGAUCAAAGCUUCUCAAACACUGAUGUGAGGGUCGAUGAUGGUCCAUUCAAGGCUCCGUUGGACAUUUUACAUGAAAACGAGUUUUUAACAUCAGCUUUAAAACACGUUGCACUGUUUUGUAGUUGUGGCGUCAAACGGGAGAAAAAGACAAACGAGAGAAUCUGCGUCUUUUCUCUGUACUAUACUGUUUUACACUUCUGAUAUUUUAUUGACCAAAUCUUGAAUCAGUUAUUUAAGAAAAUAUUCUAUAAUUGUCACUUUACAGCAGCAGACAGAAAGUCCGGCUUCAGGAAGUGUUUCGUGAAAUCUGUGAAAGGGGAAUAUUGCAGCACCUGGGAGGGAAGUGAUGUAACGUCGGCUCGAAGCCAUUUGACAGAGUUACAUGUCAAAAGGGGAUUUUCUCUCUAAAUCAACAGACGCAGGUGGAACAUGAAACGUCUCGAGUGUUAAUGUCACUUUUCUCUGUUUGUUUUGUUUUUAAAUUAAGUUUUCUUGUUAGUGAGUGAAUCUGCUGCUCGGGAAGAAGGAACCUGAGCCGCUGUGGUGUGUGUUCGACCGGCCCCGGGUUGAUCAUUAAUUGAAAUCCCUUCAAUUACUUGAAGAGGGUGUGCUUCAACCGGACGGGGGGGCAAAGGCCCGGGUUUCCCUUCGGCUCGGGGACUUGAACGCACCGUGUAGGAUCUUUAAAGGAGAAACGAGCGGCCACGCCCACGUCCAAUCACAAGAGGAGCUGGACUUUAUUAUUAUUUAUGAAUGAAGAUUCGAAUCCGA
Molecule: messenger RNA, 1880 nt
Organism: Platichthys flesus (European flounder)
Lineage: Eukaryota; Metazoa; Chordata; Actinopteri; Pleuronectiformes; Pleuronectidae
Exons: 2
Coding region: 327-1070 (247 amino acids)
Cellular component (GO): nucleus
Molecular function (GO): transcription regulator activity
Source: RefSeq, a predicted model, not a curated record